CCGAGCAGGGGCGACCUCGCUGUGGCCUUGCGCUUGCCAGCUGCCCCCCGAGAUCGGCUGUCUGCAGAACCUGGCCUCGCUGGACGUCAGCAGCAACGCGGAGCUCAGGUCCUUCCCCAACGAGAUGGGGAAGCUGAGCCGGCUGUGGGACCUGCCCCUGGACGAGCUGCGCCUGGACUUUGACUUCAAACGUGUGGGGUGCAAAGCUAAGGACAUCGUCAGGUUCCUGCAGCAGCGGCUGAGGAAGGCUGUACCCUACCACCGGCUGAAGCUCCUGGUUGUGGGGAGCGCGGGCAGCGGCAAGACCACCCUGCUGCGGCAGCUGAUGAGAGUCCGGAAGGCGGAGGCGGGCGCGCCCGGCCCCACGGUGGGCAUCGAUGUCAAGGACUGGCCAGUGCCCGUGCGAGGCGGGGCGAAGCGCGACCUCGUGCUCAACGUCUGGGACUUCGCAGGCCGGGAGGAGUUCUACAGUGCGCACCCCCACUUCAUGACCCCCCGCGCCCUCUACCUGGCCGUGUUCGACCUCAGCAAAGGGCCAGAGGAGGUGGACGCCAUAAAACACUGGCUCUUCAACAUAAAGAUCCGGGCUGAGCCGGUGGUGGGGCAGCUGGUCCCGGCCUGCUACGUGGGGCUGGAGAGGAUCGUCCUGGCGGAGCGCAGGAGCGCGCCGGCCGAGUUCCCCGUGGUCAGCCGGCAGCGGCUGCUGCAGCUCGUGAGGGAGCAGCAGCUGCCGCUGGACGAGAGCGAGCUCCCCCAGGCCGUGCACUUCCUCAGCGAGUCAGGGAUCCUCCUUCACUUCCAAGACCCUGCGCUGCAGCUGGACGACCUGUACUUCGUGGAGCCCAAGUGGCUCUGCAAAGCCGUGGCCCAGGUGGGCGGGGCACAGCGGGCUGGCUCUGGCCUGCCCAGCCCCACGCCGGUGGUGGAGCUGCCUCACUGCGAGGGCUCGGAGCUCACGGUGCGGCUGUACGAGGCGCCCUGCUUCCCCAUGGGCUUCUGGCCGAGGCUGAUCGCCCGCGUGCUCGAGGCCUCGCCCCACAUGCUGUCCGGCAGAGAGUGCGCCCGGCGCCCCAACAGGGUAUACUGGCGGCAGGGCAUCUACCUGCACUGGUCCUCGGAGGCCUACUGCCUGCUGGCCGCCGAGGCCCCCCGCGGCCGCCCUGACUGUUGCCUGAGGAUCACAGUGCCCUCCUGCAGGAAAGGGCGCGUCCUGCUGGGCCAGGCGGUGGACCACGUCGACUCGCUGCUGGAGGAGUGGUUCCCGGGGCUGCUGGAGGCUGACGUCUGCGGGGACGGGGAGAUGCUGCUCAAGAAGUGGGCGCUGGUCAGCUUCCGCGCUGGCGAGGAGCCUCAGAGGGUCCUGCUGGACGACCUGGCCAGGGAGGCGGAGCACGGAGACCUGCUGGCCAGCCCGGGCCAGCCCAGGCUGACGGUACCCAUCGCCCGGAUAGCGCCGGACCUGGUGCUGGCCGACCUGCCCAGGAGCACGGUGCUGCGCCUGAGGGCCGCAUCCCCGCAGGAGCUGGCGGUGCUCUGUCGCCUGCACCACCCCAGCCUCGUGUCCCUGCUGGCGGCCGGCAUCCGCCCACGUGUGCUGGUCAUGGAGCUGGCGGCCAGGGGCUCGCUGGACCGGCUGCUGGAGCAGGGCCCCGCCGGCCUCCCCCGCGUCCUGCAGCACCGCAUCGCCCUGCACGUGGCCGACGGCCUCAGCCCCCAGGCCCUGGAGGCAGGGACACUGGUGGCCACCGAGCUGCCCGGCGGAGCUGUCGCCAAUCAUCCUGCCCCGCUCUGGGGUGCAGGCAGCCGCGGCGACGCUGGCCGCAGCGGCGCGGCCACUGCCGAGGGUGACGACCAGGACUGGUCGGUCAGCGUGGAGCUGCGCCCGUGCGCCCGCGGCCAGUCCGGCACGUGCCUGACCAGCGUGACGCUGCUCCUGAAUUCGUCUGUUUCAGCCGACAAGUACGUGUUCCGCGAGGACGGCUCGUUCACACACGACGACGCCAGAAACCAGAGCUCCCACCACUCCGACCACGUGCAGGUGUUCAGGGCGUCCUCCUCGUACCUGCAAGUGGAGACGCACUUCCACGUGAAGAUGCAGAUCCAGACGGAGCCGGCCAUGCAGCUCUACCUGUCCAUGCCGCCCGAGCACUCCUGCCCCAGCGGCCUCGUCUUCAAGUACAACGUCAAAGCCUGCAACAGCUCCUGCCGGUCCCUGUCGGAGAGGGACAGGAGCUGCGACGUGGAGGAUGUCCCCGUGGAUGGCUGCGCCUGCCCUGACGGCACCUACCAGGACAGUGGGGGGCACUGCGUGCCCAGGUCCCAGUGCGACUGCUACCUGGACGGCCAGGUCCUGCGGCCCGGCAGGCUCAUCCACCUGGACGACAACGAAUGCGUCUGCCGGGACGGACUCCUCCUCUGCCGGACGCCCAUCCACUUACCGCAGCAGAACUGCUCGGGGGGCGCCGAGUACGUGGACUGCAGGGACCCGAAGGCACAGAGGCGGGCGGACAGCACCUGCAGCACCCGGAACAUCCCCACCUUCGACGAGAACGUGCCUUGCAAGCGCGGCUGCUACUGCCCGGUGGGGAUGGUGAGGGACUCGAGGGGCCAGUGCGUCCUUCCCGACGACUGCCCCUGCUCGUUCGGGGGCCAGGAGUACCGGACGGGCAGCGUCACCGCGGUCGGCUGCAAUCAGUGCACCUGCGUGAAGGGCUCGUGGAGCUGCAGCCAGCGCGAGUGCCAGAGCGCCUGCCACAUCUACGGCGACGGCCACGUGCGCACCUUCGACGGGCGCAGCUACAGCUUCGACGGCCUCUGCCAGUACUCGUUCCUCGAGGACUACUGCGGCGGCGAGAACGGCACGUUCCGGAUGCUGACCGAGAGCGUCCCGUGCUGCGAGGACGGGCUCACGUGCUCGCGGAAGGUCAUCGUGGCUUUCCAGGACCAGAACGUCGUCCUGCACGACGGGAAGGUGACCGCCACGAGGACCGCGGAGAGCAAGGACUGUGCGCUCCGCGCCGAUGCCUACUCCGUGCACACCGUGGGCCUCUACCUGAUUGUCAAGUUCAGAGGCGGGGUGACCGUGAUCUGGGACAAAAACACCAGAGUGUCGGUCAUCCUGGACCCGCACUGGCAUGGCAAAGUGUGCGGCCUCUGUGGCAACAACAAUGGCGACCUCAAGGACGACUUCACCACGCGGCGCUCCUCGGUGGCAGCCGGUGCGCUGGAGUUUGGAAACAGCUGGAAGACGAGCCAGGAGUGCUCGGACACGGUGGCGCAGGCGUUCCCGUGCGACUCGAACCCGUACUGCAAGGCCUGGGCCACGCGCAAGUGCGAGAUCAUCCGGGACAGCACCUUCCGGGACUGCCACGGCAAGCCUUCUGUGAGAGGCUCUGGCACGACGGGGUCAUCAUCUGUAGAAGCAGAGACCACAGGGUCAUCACGUGUAGACACUGGCACGGCCGCACAAUCUAGAUUACCUGAGUCAACACCCAGUACAGUGGGGGCCACUAGGUCUUUGAAGACGACGACGCCUUCUGUGAGAGGCUCUGGCACCACGGGAUCGUCGUCUGUGAAGGCAGAGACCACAGGGUCAUCAAGUGCAGACACUGGCACGAGCUCACAAUCUACACUAUCUGAUACAGCGGGGACCACUAGGUCUUUGAAGACGACCCCUCCUGUGAGAAACUCUGGCACCACAGAGCCAAAGUCUGUGGAAGCGGAGACAACAGGGUCAUCACGUGUAGACACUGGCACAACCUCACAAUCUAGAUUACCUGAGUCAACACCCAGUACAGUGGGGACCACUAGAUCUUUGAAGAGGACGACGCCCUCUGUGAGAGGCUCUGGCACCACGGGAUCGUCAUCUUUAGAAGCAGAGACCACCAGGUCAUCAGGUGUAGACACUGGCACGACCGCACAAUCUAGAGUACCUGAGUCAACACCCAGUACACCAGGGACCACUAGAUCUUUGAAGACGACAUUAACUUCUGUGAGAGCCUCUGGAACUACGGGGUCGUCGUCUGUAGAAGCAGAGACCACAGGGUCAUCAGGUGGAGACCCGGGCACAACAGCUCGUCCCGGAACAGCUGGAUCACCACCUAGUAUGCCGGGGACCACUAGGUCUUUGAGGACGACGCCGCCUUCUGUGAGAGACUCUGGCACCACAGGACCAUCGUCUGUAGAAGCAGAGACCACAGGGUCAUCACAUACCGGGGACCACAAGGUCUUUGAAGACGACUCCGUCUUCUGA
Molecule: messenger RNA, 4252 nt
Organism: Condylura cristata (star-nosed mole)
Lineage: Eukaryota; Metazoa; Chordata; Mammalia; Eulipotyphla; Talpidae
Product: mucin-19-like
Exons: 26
Coding region: 125-4252 (1375 amino acids)
Cellular component (GO): extracellular matrix
Source: RefSeq, a predicted model, not a curated record